CGGGAGCGCCGAGAGCCGGGACGCUUCCGCGCCCCCGGAGGAGCCGACCUUUCUCUCCGCUUCAGCUUUCUUGGCUGCUGCCGCACCUCGGCCCCCGCGCGCAGGCGUUGGCAGUUAAUCAGAGAGAGGCGUGGAUGUGUUUACAAGAUGUGAGUUGUGUUCUUUCCACCGUUACCCUCCGAGGGCUUCUUACACCUCAUGGUGACAGGUGUGAAUCAUGACACAGAAGGGCAGAAUGAAGCCAGUGAAGAAAAGCAAAGCAGAAGAACCGGAAUUGGAGCCCCUGUGCUGCUGCGAGUACAUUGAUCGAAAUGGGGAAAAAAACCACGUGGCUGCUUGUUUGUGUGAUUGCCAAGAUCUGGAUGAAGGGUGUGACAGAUGGAUUACGUGUAAAUCCGUGCAGCCGGAGACUUGUGAAAGAAUCAUGGAUACAAUCUCCGAUCGCCUCCGAAUUCCUUGGCUUAGAGGAGCCAAAAAAGUUAACAUUAGCAUCGUUCCCCCUCUCAUCCUCCUGCCUGUCUUCCUCCGCGUGGCUUCCUGGCAUUUCCUCCUGGGGGUGGUGGUUUUGACUUCCCUUCCUGUGCUGGCUCUGUGGUACUACUACCUCACUCACAGAAGGAAAGAGCAGACUCUGUUCUUCCUGAGCCUCGGGCUGUUCUCUCUGGGCUACAUGUACUAUGUGUUCCUGCAGGAAGUGGUUCCCAAAGGGCAUGUGGGGCCCACUCAGCUGGCCCUUCUUACCUGCGGGUUAUUUCUGAUCCUCUUAGCCUUGUACAGAGCCAAGAAGAAUCCAGGCUACCUCAGAAAUCCAGCAAGCAAUGACAAAUCUCUAGGCAGCAGCCAAAUUGAGUGCCUGAACAGCAAAGGGCAGGAGAAGUCCAAAGGGUUCCUCGGCGCAGAUACGUCGGGCAGCCUCAACAACCGCACGCUGAAGGAUGAUCUGAAGGGCUCUUCCAGGGUGUCGGCUGGAAGCCCCACCAAGGUGAAGGAGGACUGGUGUGCCAAGUGCCAGCUGGUACGACCAGCCCGGGCAUGGCAUUGCCGGAUAUGUGGCAUCUGUGUGAGGAGAAUGGAUCAUCAUUGUGUCUGGAUAAAUAGCUGUGUCGGAGAAUCAAAUCAUCAAGCAUUUAUACUUGCGCUUUCGAUCUUCUUGCUCACCUCGGUGUACGGCAUCACGCUGACCUUGGACACCAUUUGUAGAGAUAGAAGUGUCUUCACAGCUCUCUUCUAUUGUCCUGGAGUUUAUGCAAAUUACAGCUCGGCUCUGUGCUUCACCUGUGUGUGGUACUCUGUGAUCAUCACAGCAGGCAUGGCCUACAUCUUCCUGAUCCAGCUGAUAAACAUCAGUUACAAUGUGACUGAGAGGGAAGUCCAGCAGGCACUGAGACAGAAGACGGGGCGCCGGCUCCUCUGUGGACUCAUCGUGGACACAGGCCAGUACAAUAGGGGCUUCCUGCGGAACUGGCACCAGUUCUCCACCCUGGGCACUCACCCAUUCCACCACCCUGCUGAGGACAUUGUCUGAAGUGCCUUCUGUACGGUGUGAGGGAUGGCUCCUCCCUCUGCUCCCUUCCAUUGUACACUUCAGUGUCCAUGCAGGAUGUUUGUUUUUAUCCCUGGUUUCUUAAAGGCGCCAUAGGGCCAUGCUCAGGUUUAGAGACUGGACUGAGAAGAAAUUAAUUUUUCUGACUUCACAACUUAAGAGCUGUUUAUACUGAAGCAGCAAAAGUAGAGCCAUUCCUUUCCAGUCACCUUGUUAACUAAAUCGCCAGACGCUGAAAAUGAUGUGGAUUGCUAAUGCACAAAUUAAUAGAAGCAAUUCCAUCCAUUAGUAUGGGAGAAAGAGUUUUGGAUUAGAAUAGGUUCUAGUCCCUCUUUUAAUUCCUAAUAGCCAUGUGACCCUUAGUUGAGUCACUUUCCCAAGUCUCAGGUUCCUCUGUAAAGUGGGGUACUGAUGCCUAUCCUGGCUACCUCACAAUGCUGUUAUGAGGGUCACAUGACAGAGGAGGUAUGUGAAAAGCACUGAAAGACACUUAAAGCACCAGAGAUGUAUGAAGUAUUAUUAGGAAAAUCCCAAGACUGAGAAAAAUGUUGGUAGGUCAGAAUAUUGAAGCCCAUAUUAUUAAUCUGUUUUCAACAUUUCAGAGUGAAAAAAAGAUCCCCAAAUACCAUGUUGUACAGUUGCAGGAAUUUCUCUUAUUAACUACUCAAACAGGGUAGAAGAUGACCAGAUGGAUGGAUUUGCAUUUUCAUUGGAUAUUGAAAGGACAGUUGAUACCAAUUAUAAUGAUCUCUGGUAUAAUGUACCAGUGGUCACGGGUAUAGGCGAUGAGUUCUUAUAUUUAUCUUAUUUCUUAGGAAUUUAUUGUUUAUAUUUACUCUAAAUAACUCCAGUAGGCAUUAAUGUUUUUUCCUCUUUCCAUGUCUCACCUGGUAAGGUGCUAGCCACACUGUGACGAUGGCUGGAAGAGGAGGACAGACAUUCCUACAGGGAACACUUUAUUCUCUUUCCUGAGUAUGGUGGCUGGUUAAUAUCAAGGGCUUGAUUUUUUUGUUUAUGUAAUUGAAAUGCUGUCAGUUACAGCACUAAGUUGUAAUAAUCCAUUUUCUGGCAUUCACGUUAUUCUGGCAUGGACUCUUUGAGGAGUUGAUUUACAUCUUCCCACUUAACUUAUAUAUUACUUCUCAUUCACCUUUCACUAGAUAAAAGUAUCUCACUGGGAGAGAAAAAACAGGGUAUAUGUGGUUUUCACUAAUUAAUGAAUUACUGUUCUUCCUUAGCUUUUCCAAAAAUAUCAAGUUGUUUCUUCAAUCAUAUCUCAAAACUGAAAAUGUAUAAAGGAUUAAAUAUUUAUAUAGAAUGGGUCUAUGCUGCUAUGGGUUUAAGAUGAGGCAAUUUUGGAUGGGGUAAACACUCGCUUGAAAUAUUUGGUUUUGUACUUGUAUGUCCCAACAAUAAUUCACGAGUCCUUAAAUUUGCCUUGGCUUGUAGCUUAAUAUAGGGAAAAUAUUGCCAGGCUUUUCAGUCUUUCUCUGCAUGCUGCUGUAACGAGAUUUGUAAAUGUUGAGAGGACAUAGUGCUACUUCCUGCAGCUCUGCCCUCUGCAGCUAGCACCAUCCUUAGUCCUUCCAUUAAUUGAGGCUGUCCUUAAGACAGCUUCUCGUUGCUUUCCUCAGAGAUGGUUUGUUUAACAAGUGAUAGGCUCCGUAUUCCCUUGUGAUGAGCCAAAGAGCAAGUCUGGGGGUGUUAGCAGAGGCUGUGGUUUCUACAGUGAUGCACUCUCCCUGGCCCAGAGUCAAGUAUUCAUUUGGAAUUAACAUUAGAUCUGAUAUAACUAAUUCCUUUCUGUAUAGGUUUGAGAUAAGAGAGACAGUAAUAAUGUCAAGGACAGCACAUGUGGCCAGAAAUCUCUGGUUGUUGUUUCUUGAAUGCCACCUCUGUAUAGCCAACUCUGAUUGUCUAGCAAUUGAUAAUAUUCACAGAAAUGUUAGAAGUCAGUAAUUUUAGCCUCUUGCCAAAUCUUUAAAAACAGUCAAACCAUAAUGUAAUGAAGAUGAGUCGUGCCUGAAAGACCAGACUCAUUUGAGAGAAUUAGGAAUGAUCACCAUCUUUAUAACCACCCACGCCUAAUAGUGUUACCUGGAUGGGGCAACUCAGUCCCUCACUUUGAUAAGGUCUUCUUGUAUAUUAUUUUGGAUUAUUGGAAUUAAGAUUCUUGUUUUAAGUUCCUUGAGAACUUCACGAUCAGCAUGUUACAGAAGAAAGCUCAAACCUUUGACAAGCUCAAUGGUUUUGUCGGAGAGUAAAAGCCUACGGAAGUACUUGCACCAAAAGGAGAGAAAACAAGGGUCUCUCCGUGAGUGCUCUUUAGGCUCCGGAACAGCCUUGGCCUAGACUCCUAGACUUUUAAGCUCUUUGUGAUGGGGAACUACUGGGAGGAUUUUGUCAUUUUAAAGGAAAAAGCUUCUGUGAGAAGGUGAGGCCCAGAGAAACGUGGUGGUGGUAGCCACAGGGCACUGAUCUGCAGAGCUGUCAGCCAGCCUCCUCCCCGCAACAUAAUUUCAGGCAAGUGGGUCUUCUUCUCUGCCCCCACAGACUCAGCCUCUGUUAAUAAACAUACUGGCUGUGGAGCUUAGUAAACGAUCUACUGUAUUCUAAUUAGCAUUACUGUCAUGCUCCUGUGUACUAUACCUGGGGAGAAGAAAUGGGUCCAUUUGAAAGAUUAAAAGGAGAAAGGUUAAGGAUCAGGAUUGCACGAAAGGAGAAAAUCCUUCAGUGUUUAAAUAUUUCUUACGAUUUCCAAAGAGUACCUUGUGGUUAUGGAAGGGCCCACCUGAAAUGAAAUGACUGUCAACAAUGCCUCUUUGGUAGGUUUUUCUGAUGCUGCUGAAACUGAGCCUUAAGUGUGUUUUAGGGACACUGUGCUUCUUGUCUCACCUUAGCCACCUCUGUGUCUGUGUGUAGGAUACUGUAGAUCUUUGCUAUCCAAGUAGUGUUUUCCUUUCGUGAAUGAAGUAAUCGUUGUCUUCCAUUGUACCAUCUGCCCAGCACAGAGACUGCUACAGACUUUCUCUUAUGCAAUAGUCCUUGGUACUUCAAAUAUUUUUUGCAAGAGAAAAUUUUCUAAACUAGGAUCUUCCACUGCCAGAAAACACAGUGCCAGUAAGGUUCUCUGUUAUACUGACCAUCUACUUAAUAGAUAUAUUUCCACUGGGUAGGACAUUAGAUUUUUAUUAUGAAACUCAACUAAUAUAAGCAAAAAUAUUAUAUCUAGAAGCACAAUUUUAACGAGGAUGUUUAAAAAUUAAUAGUUUGUCAAGUUUAAGAGUCUCUUUAAACUAGGUAAGUAGUUUUAUAUGACUUAACUUAAUGUUAGCCAUAUUGUGGUACCCUGCAUUUUAAGGAGAACUUCUUACUGUUAAAGGGUACAGCUGAAACUUAUUGGAUUUCAUUAACCAAUGUCACUAUAAAAAAUUAAUUAAAAGAAAAAAAAGAAUUCCCUCAAAUAAGCAAUUGAUGGAGACUUUUGCUUGAGGCACCUGCUUAGAAUCUGGUUUUCUUAGCAGCAGCUCGACAACAGCAUUUUAUAUUAAACAUUGCAAAGGUGAUGCAAGAGGAGAAUGAAAGCUGUGCUUAAUUUAAUGCUGAAUAAAAUUCGGUAUGUUCUUGUA
Pteropus alecto (black flying fox) is the source of this 5172-nucleotide messenger RNA. RefSeq names its product zinc finger DHHC-type containing 23 (gene ZDHHC23). NCBI's taxonomy places the organism in Eukaryota, Metazoa, Chordata, Mammalia, Chiroptera, Pteropodidae. Bases 218 to 1525 code for a protein of 435 amino acids. The record is from RefSeq and is a predicted model, not a curated record. Gene Ontology annotation, biological process: peptidyl-L-cysteine S-palmitoylation; protein targeting to membrane. The transcript is spliced from 5 exons. Gene Ontology annotation, molecular function: protein-cysteine S-palmitoyltransferase activity. Gene Ontology annotation, cellular component: endoplasmic reticulum; Golgi apparatus.